This is a messenger RNA of Sphaerodactylus townsendi, 2083 nucleotides long. RefSeq names its product tubulin gamma 1 (gene TUBG1). The coding region runs from base 128 to 1483 and encodes 451 amino acids. The transcript has 11 exons. Gene Ontology annotation, biological process: mitotic sister chromatid segregation; microtubule nucleation; mitotic spindle organization. The record is from RefSeq and is a predicted model, not a curated record. Gene Ontology annotation, molecular function: structural constituent of cytoskeleton; GTP binding. Lineage: Eukaryota; Metazoa; Chordata; Lepidosauria; Squamata; Sphaerodactylidae. Gene Ontology annotation, cellular component: microtubule; gamma-tubulin complex; nucleus.
GCAUGCGGGUUAGCGUCGGGAGCCGGCGGCUUGGCUGGCUGCGCCCAGGCGGCGGGAAGAGACCCGGGAGGGCAGCGCGGCUCCGACCCACGACCCCGAGGCGCCCCCCGCGCCCCCCCACGCCACCAUGCCCCGAGAAAUCAUCACCCUUCAGCUGGGCCAGUGCGGCAACCAGAUUGGCUUCGAGUUCUGGAAGCAGCUGUGCGCCGAGCAUGGCAUCAGCCCCGAGGGCAUCGUGGAGGAGUUCGCCAUGGAGGGCACCGACCGCAAGGACGUCUUCUUCUACCAGGCAGACGAUGAGCACUAUAUUCCACGAGCCGUUCUCCUGGACCUGGAGCCGCGAGUGAUUCAUUCCAUCCUGAACUCCCCGUAUGCUAAGCUAUACAACCCAGAAAACAUCUACCUGUCUGAGCAUGGUGGCGGGGCUGGGAACAACUGGGCCAGUGGCUUUUCACAGGGAGAAAAGAUCCACGAAGAUAUCUUUGAUAUUAUAGACCGAGAAGCUGAUGGCAGUGACAGUUUAGAGGGUUUUGUGCUGUGCCAUUCCAUCGCAGGUGGGACUGGAUCGGGCCUGGGUUCUUAUCUCCUUGAGAGAUUGAAUGACAGGUACCCCAAGAAACUGGUGCAGACGUAUUCGGUUUUCCCCAACCAAGAUGAGAUGAGCGAUGUGGUGGUGCAGCCGUACAAUUCUCUCUUGACGCUCAAAAGGCUGACCCAGAACGCGGAUUGUGUGGUGGUUCUGGACAACACAGCUCUGAAUCGCAUCGCCACUGACCGGCUGCACAUCCAGAACCCCACGUUUUCCCAGAUCAACCAGCUGGUCUCCACCAUCAUGUCUGCCAGUACGACCACUUUACGUUAUCCCGGCUACAUGAACAACGAUUUGAUCGGACUCAUUGCCUCCCUUAUCCCCACCCCCAGGCUGCAUUUCCUGAUCACGGGGUAUACACCUCUCACCACGGAUCAGGCUGUGGCCAGUGUGCGCAAAACCACCGUCCUUGAUGUUAUGCGGAGACUUCUGCAACCCAAGAACGUCAUGGUAUCCAUGGGGCGCGACCGACAGACAAACCACUGCUACAUCGCCAUCCUCAACAUAAUCCAGGGGGAAGUGGACCCCACCCAGGUACAUAAGAGUUUGCAGCGGAUCCGGGAAAGGAAGCUGGCCAAUUUCAUACCUUGGGGCCCAGCCAGCAUCCAAGUGGCGCUUUCCAGAAAGUCUCCGUACUUGCCUUCAGCUCACAGGGUCAGUGGUCUGAUGAUGGCGAAUCACACCAACAUCUCCUCGCUCUUUGAACGCACCUGCCAACAGUAUGAUAAACUCCGCAAGCGCGAAGCCUUCCUCGAGCAGUUCCGCAAGGAGGACAUGUUCAAGGAGAACUUUGAUGAACUUGAUGACUCCCGCAAGAUUGUCCAGGAGCUGAUCGACGAGUACCACGCUGCCACGCGGCCGGACUACAUCUCUUGGGGGACGCAAGAGCAGUGAGCUGGCUUUGUGUCGGUUCUCUGGCGGGAAGCUUGAGUCUCUCACUCUCCUAGAACCAUUCAGCCUCAAAUGUACAACUACCUAUGUUUCUGUGACUUUGGAGGGGGGGCCGGCAGUGCUCUCAAGAGUCCCAGAGUGGAUUUGUGUGUGUGCCUGUAAGGCUUGGCUUCCCAUUCUGCCUCCUUUUCCCUUGUUGUGCAUCUUACUAGUCCUUGUGAAAACAAUAUAUUUUGUAUGGCAUCUCUGCUUAAACUGGGACUCACUGCGUAUAGUACAGUGGUGGCGAACCUUUGGCACUCCAGAUGUUCAUGGACUACAAUUCCCAUCAGCCCCUGCCAGCAUGGCCAAUUGCUUUUCUGAUGUUCUUACUUCUCUGUAUUUUCCACAAGAGCUUUGGGCUUAGCCCAGGCAUAACUUGUGACUACUACUACGUUCACCUCCAAUUGGCCAUGCUGGCAGGGGCUGAUGGGAAUUGUAGUCCAUAAACAUCUGGAGUGCCAAAGGUUCGCCACCAUGGGUAUAGUAAGAUACGUCCCUGUUGGUUUUUUCUACUUCUCUCACAAAUGUCGUUCAUUAAACGCUUUCCUUCCUGCAGCAGUA